Chiroxiphia lanceolata (lance-tailed manakin) is the source of this 747-nucleotide messenger RNA. It is a transcript of the gene ZC2HC1B, whose product is annotated as zinc finger C2HC-type containing 1B. NCBI's taxonomy places the organism in Eukaryota, Metazoa, Chordata, Aves, Passeriformes, Pipridae. The record is from RefSeq and is a predicted model, not a curated record.
AGUCAAGAUCUGGCUCCUACAACCUGUGGAAAACAUUCUGUACAAGAUGUUCUGCUGAGACAUGAUCCAAUGUGCAAGAAAGCCUUCAAUGGAAAGUGCAAGCCCUUCAGCAUUUUGAAACAGAGACUGCAGGGAACAGAAAUCAUCACUGUGAGCAAGCAGGCCCCACAAAAAAAGGAAGAACCCUCGCUCAAGAGAAAGGAUUUUGUUAAUACUUUUCAAUCAGCCACUCUGAAGGAGGGCCACCCUUGUCCACCUCCUCCCCUGCCAAGAAUGAAUCCAGACUAUAUUCAGUGUCCACACUGCUCACAGAGGUUUAGUGAGGCUGCAACACAGAGGCACAUGGAGUUUUCUGAAGAACAAGGUGUCUACCAUGCUGCAAAGACCACUGGACAGGCUUUGGACAAGCAGCCACUGACUCAGAGAAAAACUCCAACAUUAACACCUGCUGUGUUAUCGCUUCUGGAGAGAGUACAAAAAGGUGCCAACACAGACAAACCUAGCCUAGAGACCUCUUUAGAAAUACUGAAGAAAGCUGGAAAAUCUUGGGGUGUAUCUACUGGGAAAAAUUCUUCAGGAAAGUUUGGGCCGCAAAUGGACAACAGAAAAUAGAGUGGCUGGUUGGCGAGGAUGUGUUAAGGCUUUCUUCUAACACAUUACAGAAGAUCUUAAGCAACACAAUUUUCCAGUACCACUUCUGCCUGAAGUUCUACAGCUACCACGUUCAAUAAAAUAAGCAAACUGAAA